UGCAGGGCUGCCCAGAACCCUUGGAGCAUGGAGCUGCCCUUCCCCCCACCCAGACACUGUCAGAGUCUGUGACAGUGUGACAAUCGGACAAACUGAACAGAGGGUGCCCAUGUCAACCCAUAUUGCUGUGGAGAACAUUUUGUUUCACACCAGAACAUAAGGAGCUGCUCUGCUUUUCCAUUUCACCUGUAUAAUUGGAGGAAAGUCGACAAUGUCCUCUGCAAGAAAGCUUACUGAGAAGCGGCAUAACCCAGUGGAAAGCAUCUGUAGAAAAAUCAGAGCCAUUCAAAAGAGAGAAGAGAUUUCAAAUCCGAUUCGACAGAUUAUUAAAUACCAAUCCAGCAGUUUUGCUAAUCCACAGACUAAUGCCAGGAAAGAUUUUGAAGAGGUACUGAAGAAAAUGACUGCUGCUCACAUUCCUACACCCAGUACUCACUUCCCAAGUCCUGAGAAAAAUGAUGCCUUCGUUUCAUCUCCUCAAAGGCUGUCUCUAAGAACCCCAUCCAUCUCCCAUCUCAGCUCUCCUGAGAACGCAACAUACUCUGUUAUCCUCACAAGCUCUGAAAACAUCACAAGGCUGAGAUCACAGAGCUCCCAGAAUUAUAUACCGUUGGUAUCACAAAUCAAAAAGGAGGAGCCCUUCUCUAACAAGGAUUUAAAUAACUAUUGUAGUGAAAAUAAUUUUAGUAACUUAACAUUUGAGUUUGAUUCCACCUCUGAUCAAAGCUCUGAAAUUUUUACUCCUCAGGAUUCAGUGGUGAAAAAAUUAUCUCUGAAUGAAGACGAAUGGAAACUAGUAACGGAUGACUGCAAGAAAGAUGUAACCUACACAAUUAACAUGACUCGUGAAGAAGAGUUACUCACAAGUGUUUUUCAUGCAUGUGACACAAAAGGCACAGGCUCAGUAGGAAUUGCUACAAUAAUAGAUUACCUGAGACAAACAACUAGUCAAGAUUCUGAAGACGGUGGCCUUGAGGAGCUGUGGAACAUGCUUGAUCCUGAGAAGAGAGACUCACAUGUGGAUCUGGACACUUUCCAUGCCAUCAUGAAAGAAUGGAUGGCUUGCUGUAGAAACAAAUGGGAAGGAGUGAAUAGUGGAUCGGGUGGCAGCAUCAGUGAUUCUGUUUUUGAACAGGACAGCAUAAAAUCGGGUGGAGCAAUUAAGAUGACCACAGAUAUAACACAGUCUACAUCAGGGGACUUCGAGGCUUUGGGCGGAGAUGUGUCUAAAGGAGUCUUAGAGGUGUCUGAUUUGAUUACCUCUGUAGCAGACCUGCAUUUCAACAAGCAGAAAUUGGAGGAGGAAAAUGAUAAGUUUAAGUUGGCAUUGGAAACGUUGGAAGAUGCUAACAGCCAGUUAUCAGAGGAUUGUGCUGAACUGCGCCUUCAGAUAAAAAGUGCCCACCAGGCUAUUAUAAGAACAAAUCUGUUAAAAGAAGAACUGGAGGAACUAAAAACUAGUUUGACUGCUUCAGAAGAGCAGAAGACGACACUUGUAGCCCAGAACAAACAAUUUGAGACAGAAAACCGGGCUCUGAUUCUUAAGAUUCGGAUUCUCCAAGAAGAGGUGCAGUUACACACAUAUGAGAAAAUUUUGCUUAAUAAAGAUGAAAGUUUGCAGAAGAAGGAUUUAAGUAUAGAAGAACUUAAGUCAACCAUUACAGAAUACGGGAGCAUUAUAGAGGAUUUACGAGGUGAUAAAAACAAAUUGGCUCAUGAGUUACAGCACUUGCAACAGGAACUCAUCAUGAAUGGGAUCCAGUUGAAUGCUAGUGGAGAGCAUAAGAGUAUCAUCUCUCAAGGAGAAAAAUCUUUACAUUGUGAACUCAUUCUUGCUCAGUCUGCUGAGAACAAUGAAACUGAGUGGCAGUGCAGUUUAAUCAGCUUGUCAUCUCUGGACACGAUGAUGGACCAAGAAAUGGUGCUAUUACUGCGAGAACUUGAACAAAAGGAAGUGCAAUUCACAGCUAUGCUUCAGAAGCUGCAUGAAGAAGUUCCCAAAGUUGAAACCCUCAUUGAUAGCUCUCUGUGCUGGGUAACUAAUCCAGAAAUUACUGUGAAAGAAAAGUGGGAGAACAAGCUUACUGAAUUCAAAUAUAUCAUGAAAGAGAAGCUAAAUCUUUGUAUAUUAAUGCUGAGCAGCUUGGGAAACCAUAAAGAAUCUAUUGAUAAAUUGAUAGAGAUUUUGAAGAGAUUCAGGCUGGAAUAUUUUUACUUCAGAAAUGAAUACCUUUCCAGGCAGAAACAACUAGAAGCCAUUAAACAACUGAAAGAAGAUGCUGUCAACCAGGAAGUCAUCCUCAGGAAGAAGGUCCCAGCAGCCAGCCAACGGCUGGAGGCUGCAGAGAAGCAGGUGAGGCAGCAUUUGACUACUUAUAUUCAGGGGAAGUCUCCUCAGAUGUCCUUAAAACCAUGA
This is a messenger RNA of Hipposideros armiger (great roundleaf bat), 2416 nucleotides long. RefSeq names its product lymphoid-restricted membrane protein. Gene Ontology annotation, cellular component: lateral element; meiotic nuclear membrane microtubule tethering complex; meiotic spindle pole. The record is from RefSeq and is a predicted model, not a curated record. Gene Ontology annotation, molecular function: dynein complex binding. NCBI's taxonomy places the organism in Eukaryota, Metazoa, Chordata, Mammalia, Chiroptera, Hipposideridae. The transcript is spliced from 18 exons. Gene Ontology annotation, biological process: spindle assembly; telomere localization; spindle localization. Bases 212 to 2416 code for a protein of 734 amino acids.